GUAAAAAAAAAAAGGUUUGAAUCGAACGGUGCACCACCUGAGCCAAUACACAUGAAAUUUAGUAUAAGUCAAUACAGAGUGAUUUUGCAUUGAUCAUUUAGCCUGUCAAUUAAUUAGGUUCAUAUUCGUAAGAAAUAUAGUCCUGACCCCCGUUCAUCCAAUCUGUUUGGUCUUAUUAAUGUCCCGUCCCCAGCAAAAAGUGUCCAUGCAGGUUAUGCUGUUACAGUAUAUCGUCCUUAACAAUGUUGAGACCAAACAUGAGCCCUUGUUUGCAGGCAUUCGGUAAUGCUAAAACACUAAGGAAUGACAACUCCAGUCGGUUUGGAAAAUAUAUGGAUGUGCAGUUUGACUUUAAGGGGGUACCAGUGGGCGGCCACAUCCUGAAUUACUUGCUGGAGAAAUCUCGCGUGGUUCAGCAGAACCACGGAGAAAGGAAUUUUCACAUCUUCUAUCAGCUUCUGGACGGUGGGGGUAAUGAGCUUCUCCAGAUGCUGGGCCUUGAAAGGAACCCUCUGAGCUACCAGUAUCUGGUUAAGGGAAGCUGUUCCAAAGUCAGCUCCAUUAGUGACAAGAAUAAUUGGAAGGUUUUGAUGAAUGCCCUCUCUGUUAUCGGCUUCACUGACGAAGACCAGAAGGUAAGUCGAAUUCAUUCAUCUAUACUACUGUACAUAUUUUAUUCAUCUGGAAAAAAAACAAUCCAAUUUUAAGUGUCUAAACGAGCUGUCAUCAUACUCAAGUGUGCACUGAAAUGUCACUGUCAUUGCACU
Corythoichthys intestinalis (scribbled pipefish) is the source of this 767-nucleotide messenger RNA. RefSeq names its product unconventional myosin-Ic-like. Gene Ontology annotation, cellular component: vesicle; plasma membrane; microvillus. Gene Ontology annotation, biological process: vesicle transport along actin filament; actin filament organization. The record is from RefSeq and is a predicted model, not a curated record. Bases 243 to 707 code for a protein of 154 amino acids. The transcript is spliced from 3 exons. Gene Ontology annotation, molecular function: ATP binding; actin filament binding; microfilament motor activity. Lineage: Eukaryota; Metazoa; Chordata; Actinopteri; Syngnathiformes; Syngnathidae.